Colletotrichum lupini is the source of this 825-nucleotide messenger RNA. RefSeq names its product cephamycin biosynthesis protein CmcJ. The record is from RefSeq and is a predicted model, not a curated record. Gene Ontology annotation, molecular function: oxidoreductase activity. NCBI's taxonomy places the organism in Eukaryota, Fungi, Ascomycota, Sordariomycetes, Glomerellales, Glomerellaceae. The transcript has 5 exons. Bases 1 to 825 code for a protein of 274 amino acids.
AUGAUCGAAAUGGGACAACAGGGACGUCAAGUACAUACAAAGAUCAAAUAUUUUGAUGAUCCAGGCGUACCUUUGGUGCCCAUGAUAAUUGGAGGUCCGGAACCCGGCAAGCCUCAACCCAAAGUCGAGAUCCCUACAACUAUCACCGAUAUCACUGGCAGAGAGGAUGAAUUCACGCUCGAUGUUCAAGGUUUCCACUAUGUCAAGCAUCAAAGUCGAUUAACCAACUGGGAUGAUGAUGAGGAAAUUAAGCGGGUAAACUACUCUGAGAUGGAGGAACUUUGCUACAAAGUCCUAUCCGAGACCGAGAACAUGCCCAAGCCCUGCCUGGUUCAUAUCAUGACACAUAUCAUUCGUCGUGGUCCCAAAGACGGCGAAGGCCCGAAGGGUCCGGCGCCGUUGUAUGGAGUACAUAAGAAUUGCUCAAGAAGCCCCGAUACCAGAUUAUCAACGCAAGCAAACUCUGGUCCUCGCACAAACUCCAGAUUAGCUGACAAAGGUCCGCAGAUGUGGCGACCCAUUCGCCCGAUAACUCGUGACCCUUUCGCGGUCUCGGAUGCCCGGACUAUACCAGACUCGGACUUGGUGUUUGUACCAGUACGAUUUCCGGAUCACGACACUGAAGCCGUGGAAGUUCGUCCGCCGACGGCUUCGCAGCACAAGUGGUAUUUCAAAGACCAACAACAGGUUGAUGACGUGCUGUUCUUCAAACAAGUGGACUCAAGCACGAAGCCUGGUGUUCCCAGAAGAGUGCCUCACUGUGCUUUCAAGGAUACUGACUUGCCAGAAGGCGCUGCUCUGGCACAUGAGGACAUGCACAUCUGA